Molecule: messenger RNA, 2758 nt
Organism: Astyanax mexicanus (Mexican tetra)
Lineage: Eukaryota; Metazoa; Chordata; Actinopteri; Characiformes; Acestrorhamphidae
Gene: kcnj1b
Product: potassium inwardly rectifying channel subfamily J member 1b
Exons: 2
Coding region: 535-1737 (400 amino acids)
Biological process (GO): regulation of monoatomic ion transmembrane transport; potassium ion import across plasma membrane
Cellular component (GO): plasma membrane
Molecular function (GO): ATP-activated inward rectifier potassium channel activity
Source: RefSeq, a predicted model, not a curated record
AGAAAAGUGAUUGAGGGAGUUCUUUGUGUGGCACCAUGCAUAGCUUUGGUGUUGUUCUGGGUAAAGCCCUGGCGGUGGGGAGCUCCUCCACUGAGGUUGUUCCCAUCAGCUGGGGGAAAGACUUUCUUUCUCAAAGGCUUUGUGCUCUGGAGGGCCAAUGGAGCAGCCAUGGAGACCCGAAUGCUUUGUUGACCAGUGCAGUCUACCUGCAGGGCCUUGUUCUCACAGUGUGUCUGUGUCUGUGGUUUGGUUUAGUUUAGUUUGGUUAAUUAAUCUUUUUUUAGACCCCAGUGCUCGCCUGAUGAGCCUGUGAUCGAGUAGAACAGCAGAUUUGGAACCAUUGUCUUGUUCUGUUUCUCUACACAGUGUAAACUGUGGCAUGUGCCUGGGAUUAGAACAUUUCACUGAGGAUUACUUUUUAGCAGCACCCCAAUGGCAGUUUGCUUGCAGGAGAACUGUGGAGGGUCUGAGCGCUAAUCCUGCCUGCUGCUUGGCUAAAACGCACUCAGUCAACACGUCUGUGAAGGCGAUUUCAUGCACGGAGAGUUGACAGCGGCUUCUCGUUGCAGUAGCACUGCUGCUAACCUCGGUGUCCUCUGUGUGAGUUGGGGAAUGUUGCAGUUCAUCCAGAAGCACAUUCAUGAUCACAUAGUGGAACGCAGGAUUCGCCGGACACGGCUCGUGACCAAGGAUGGCCACUGUAACAUUGAAUUUGGCAACGUUUAUCAUCACAGCCACUUUGCGUACUUAAUGGACUUUUGGACCACCUUUGUUGAGAUUCGGUGGCGCUUUGUUAUCCUUUCCUUUGUGACUGCUUUCACUGGAAGCUGGUUCGUCUUUGGUUUGCUUUGGUAUUCGAUUGCAAAGAGCAACGGGGACUUGGAGGCUCCUGAUGGUCAUACAAAGUGCAUAGACAACAUACAUGGUCUCACAACUGCCUUUCUUUAUUCUUUAGAGACCCAGACAACCAUUGGCUACGGUGGGCGAGCUUUGACGGGGCACUGUGCUGGAACAGUGGCCCUUCUCGUCAUCCAGUCGCUCAUAGGCGCCAUCAUAAACUGCUUCAUGUGUGGCCUGAUUUUGGCCAAAAUAUCUCUGCCUAAAAAGAGAGCCAAGACCAUUACCUUUAGCAACACUGCGGUGAUCUGCCUCAAGAAAGGAAGCCUCUGUCUGCAGAUCCGGGUGGCUAACCUGCGCAAGACUCUGCUCAUCGGCAGCCAGAUUUACGGAAAGCUCCUGAGGACCACCAUCUCAACAGAUGGAGAACCCAUCAUUCUGGACCAGGUGAACAUUGAGUUCUUGGUGGACGCUGGCAAGGAUAACCUGUUCUUCGUGUGCCCCUUGACGCUGUACCAUGUGAUCGACAACUCCAGCCCCUUUGCAGAAAUGGCGGCGGACACCAUCCAGCACCAGGAGUUUGAGCUGGUGGUCUUCCUGGAUGGAGUUGCGGAGUCCACCAGCUCUUCCUGCCAGGUACGCACCUCCUUCAUCCCCCAAGAGAUCCAGUGGGGUUACAGCUUCCUGCCCAUCAUUUCUCGGACCAAAGGGGGCAAAUACAGAGUGGACUUUUCCAACUUCUCCAAGACCGUGCCGGUGGUGACUCCGCACUGUGCCUGCUGCUAUCUGAACCAGCGCAACAGCAACCUCAUACUUCACCAGCACAGUCGACAGGGCAUUGAUAACCCUGGGUUUGAAGUGAUUGCCAUUGAUGAUUCAAUUGACAAUACUCAAAUGUGACAGUAUACAAAAAAUGCUCUCAAAUGGAAAUUCUACAAAUUUCUCAAAUGGUUUGCAUAAAUAAGUGCAAAAAAACACAUUCUAAACAGUGGUGGUAAACAGAAACAGAUGUUUGAACCCUCUGACCCUCUGAUUUUUGCUGCCAAGAAAGGGGGGGGGCAGUGGGUUUGGAAGAAGCACUGGGUGAUGUAUGGGUUUAGAGGCAAAACAGGAGAGGGAGAGCUGAUUGGCUUAGCUGUAGCAGCAGCAGUGUGCCUCUGAUAGCGGUGAGAUCCAGUUGAUUGAAUUAUUGUGAUGUGUCUGCGUACCAAAGUACUCAGAAAUAUUUAUAAAAAUUUUAAGCAGGACUGGUAUGUUUUAUUACUUCACAAGAACACAUUUGAGCUAUUAAUGAAAAAAAAAAUAUGGUUUUAGGCUUCAUUGAACAAAAUGUUUUUACACCAAAAAUGAUUAUAAAUUGGAAAAUAAAGAAAAUAAAAGGAGGCAUGUCAAAGAAAAACUAUUGUGAAGAAACAUAUUGAAAGAAACACAUACAUCUUGGCAAUUUAUUCAAAUUUUAUUGAAAUGUUUGAAAAAUUGGUGGAAUUUACCUUCAAUUUGCGAUUCUCCGGAGUCUUGUGGAUGUUUGAAGUCAAGACUGUUGUGACUCAAGACAAGAUCCUGCAAAAAAAAAAAAUGGAACCAACCACAUGGAAGUGAAUAAUGCUAUAAGCUAAAAUCUAUGCUAAUGCUACGGACUACUGGGGUGUUGGCUACCUGUGCUAACUUUUAAUCAUUCAAGUUCCUCCAUUUCACAUUCACAGACAAUUCAAAUGCACACCAAAAGCUUUGAGAGCGCGAGAGAGUGAGCGCCUCAUCGCAGAUGUUGAAAGGAAGUGCUCGGUGGGUGUCCGUAAGAGGAUUAUAGCAGAGGUUAGGUUUGAAUAAGUGUUUGAGUGAAGGCAUAACGCCAGGAUGUGAAGGCCUAAGCAUUGUUCUUUCAGUACUAUUCUUUGGAAUAAAGACAUUUACAUAACAUUAA